AUGAAGAAAUCGUCCUCUAGCUCUUCCUCGCAGGAACCGUCAGCAAAAAAACACAAACCAAAUGAUGCCAUCGAAUCCGAAACAACCGACGGAAAGCCGGUAGAUUACGUAGCGCAAUUCAAAGCCGAUCGCUUGAGUACCGCGAAGUCCAUAUUAGAUUUCGAUUUCAAAAAGAAACGAGUGCGUAUCCUUUCGGAUGCCAAGUUGAUUGCCGAGAAUAAAAGUGGUGUUCUUUACUGGAUGUCACGAGAUGUGCGGGUUCAGGAUAAUUGGGCCUUUUUGUUCGCCCAAAAGCUGGCACUUAAAAAUGAACUUCCGCUACAUGUGUGCUUCAAUUUGGUGCCCAAGUUUCUUGACGCUACAAUUAGGCAUUUCAAAUUCAUGCUUAAGGGCCUGGAAGAAGUGGCGGCUGAGUGCGAAAAAUUGAACAUCCAGUUUCACUUGCUGCAAGGCAAUGCGGCCCAAAAUGUACCACAGUUCGUGAAGAAACAUAACAUCGGCGGAGUGGUGUGUGACUUCAGCCCAUUACGAGUGCCGACAAAGUGGGUGGACGAUGUGCAGAAAUCGCUUCCACAGGAAGUACCUCUGUGCCAGGUAGAUGCGCACAACAUUGUUCCGGUUUGGGUUACUUCUGACAAAUUAGAGUACGCCGCUCGUACGAUCCGCAAUAAAGUGAACAACAAUCUUGCCACAUUUUUGACAUCGUUCCCGCCGGUAAUCAAACAUAAGCAUACUGCGUCAUUCAAAGGCAAUCCAGUCGAUUGGAAGAAAGUACUCGAAACGCUAGAAGUCGAUCGAUCGGUCGACUCCGUUGAAUGGGCCACGCCGGGCUACGUCGGCGCCGUAAAAACGCUGGAAAGUUUUGUCGAUAAGCGCUUGCGGAAGUUCAACGAAAAACGGAACGAUCCCACCGAGAAUGCACUCUCCAAUCUCUCGCCAUGGUUCCACUUUGGCCAGAUUUCGGUUCAGCGGGCUGUUUUGACCGUAAAGAAGAAUGGGAAACGAUUCAGCGAGAGUGUUGCUUCGUUUUGUGAGGAAGCCAUCGUGCGGCGCGAACUGUCGGACAACUUUUGUUUCCAUAACAAAAACUAUGAUAACCUUAAAGGAGCCUACGAGUGGGCUCAGAAGACGUUGAACGACCACCGCAAGGAUAAACGAGUAUAUUGCUACACGCGGGACGAGCUUGAAACGGCCAAAACACACGACGACUUGUGGAACUCGGCUCAGCUACAGAUGGUAAAGGAAGGCAAAAUGCACGGCUUCCUGCGAAUGUACUGGGCGAAGAAAAUCCUCGAAUGGACCAAAACGCCUGAAGAGGCGCUCGAAUCAGCCAUCUAUCUGAACGACCGGUACAGUCUCGAUGGACGCGAUCCAAACGGGUACGUUGGCUGUAUGUGGUCGAUCGCGGGUAUCCAUGAUCAGGGCUGGAAAGAGCGCGAUAUAUUUGGAAAGAUUCGAUACAUGAACUACGAAGGCUGCAAAAGAAAAUUCAAUGUUAAUGCGUUUGUUGCUCGAUAUGGAGGCAAAGUACAUCAUCGCAAGCAAUAGUAACACGCAUGAGCGUAAAUCUAUUGACAGACUUAUAAAACUCAGUUUUUCAGUAUUUCUGCUACGCAUUUUGUUUUGUUAUUUUGAAUGACACGAAAUAAUACACAAGGCA
Messenger RNA from Anopheles nili, 1660 nucleotides. It is a transcript of the gene phr, whose product is annotated as deoxyribodipyrimidine photo-lyase. The record is from RefSeq and is a predicted model, not a curated record. Gene Ontology annotation, molecular function: deoxyribodipyrimidine photo-lyase activity. Lineage: Eukaryota; Metazoa; Arthropoda; Insecta; Diptera; Culicidae. Gene Ontology annotation, biological process: photoreactive repair. The transcript has a single exon. Bases 1 to 1548 code for a protein of 515 amino acids.